AUGUUGGAAGAAACCAGAAUGGACAAGAAAUCUUCAAAUCGUACUACUUUACAACAGUCGAGGGCAUCAGCCAUCGACUGUAAAAAAAACACGGAACUAACCCACAAACCUUGGCCAAGAAAUAAUAAGAAACGUGAAGGACCAGGAGCUACUCUUAAAAAUGACCCUUACCGGAAGAAUGUUCAAUCACAAAGAGGGAGAGGUCAAAUGGAUAAAAGACCAUGUGCUCGUGGUACCAAUUUCAUUGUGGGUGGAACGCAGAACACCAGGCUAGAAGAUGAAGAAGGACCUGAAAUAGGUUCAGUGUUUAUACCUGGGAGUAGAAAACAAAACUUGAACCAUUUGCUUAACUUCAAGUACCCUUCAAGGAGCGGUACUGAUGUCAGAAGUGUAGCACCACGUCGGCAAGCCCAACAUGUCUCUUAUAGACAUGAACAUGACCUCUAUCUGAGGGCUUACUGCCAAUUUGUGGUCAAGGAAGAUGGUGACUAUAAGGUGAAUUUAAUGGAUCCCGACUUGCCUUUGAAGUGGGAACAAAUUGAGGAAAUUGUAGUGAGAAGCACUGGUAAAUUAGAAUGUCCUAUAUGUCUCGGUACACCUGUUGCCGGCCGUGUGGGUCACUGUGGUCAUGUUUACUGCUGGGCUUGUAUACUUCAUUACAGCAGUACUCAUGAUAAACAGCCCCCACCAUGUCCUGUAUGUGCUAUGGGACUGCAAGUUAGUGAUAUGAAACCAACUCAUAUGGUGCAGUGGGAACAACCAGCUGAAGAGGUAACUAUGCGUCUUGUGAGACGUCUUCGCGGCUCCACUAUUGUUGAAGCAUCACCUCCCAGAGGACAAAUGACAGAGACUUCAGAAACACAUAUAUUGCCAUUGAAAGAUCUUCCCAACUAUCCUUUUGCUAAACUGUUCUCGGCAUCAAAGCAAGAGGUUCUGGACAUUCUGGAAAGAGACAGAAAACAAAUUGAAAUGCAAAUACUAGCUGAGAUUGACACUACCGAAAUAGUUUAUCUGGAACAAGCUUUAGAAAUGCUUAAAUUGAAAGAGAAGGAAAUUUCCUUGCAAUAUGAAGAACGCAAAGAUGAUAACAAAAAUGUUGCUGAAUCUUUAGCGCCAGUGGUGUAUGAAAAACAAACUGUCAAUGAGACAAAACUGGAUUGGUUUGAUGUUACAGACGAGGGAGCAACAUGCUUAACACCCAUAGAAGAUAACUUGGCUUCCUUAGACAUUAAUGUGAAAUCUGAAUUAGACCCAGAAGCUGAUAUUUUCACAUUAGACGUGAAUGAAAAUGCUGAAACUGAACUUGCAAACACUGAAUAUAUGACCGAUGAUCAAUAUAUGAAUGAUGAUUUAAAAUCAUUUGACAAAGAAAAUCAAGCAAAAUAUUUUUAUUUCUAUCAAGCUGAAGAUGGCCAGCAAGUAUUUCUCAACAGUCUCAAUGUUCGUAUACUGAAUGCGUCUUGGGGUGUUCUGGCGGCCGCGCCUAACGUUAUACGUGGCCGUGUUUUACAUCGCGAAACCCUACCUCUAUGUGAACAGACAAGGAAGCAUAUGCCGCACACAGCGCAUUUGCCUCUGCAUUGUUCAUUUGAUAUUGUGGAACUUGAUCUAAAACCACCUUUUGUGACACAGGAAGCACUUUACAACUUUUCAGUUGAAUUAGAGAAACGUGCACGACAGCGGGCCAAAAACCAACGCGAUGAACGUCGUCGUGAAAGGGCGUAUCGCCGAGCUAUGGAGGGUCCACCUAAACCAGAUUUUUCAUCUGAAGUUGUCUUCCCUCCCGCUGCGGCCAGUUACUAUGGAAGUCCUCCGCAAAAUGAAUUCUUAAACUAUGAUCAGAUAUCUCCAUCCACAUCGCAAAUCGAUCAAGCGAGCCCGAAUACUAAUGUAACUUCAUCAUCUGGACUAUCUUUUGCCAAAAUGGCCGGCGCUGGUGGAACAUGGCGCGUCCGUAAGACUACUCCGCCUACACCGACCACACCACCUCCCGAGGAAUCCUCUGGACCACGAACUCUUGUACUCAGCGAUGCCAUCGAGGCAGCCCUACAAGCCACCAGCCCGCAGACAUCCGGCAAGAAGAAGAAAACUAAACAAAAAGUUCUAUUCACCACUGGAAUGCACCGCGCUGCUUAA
This is a messenger RNA of Danaus chrysippus (African queen), 2136 nucleotides long. The record is from the annotation of a GenBank genome assembly. Lineage: Eukaryota; Metazoa; Arthropoda; Insecta; Lepidoptera; Nymphalidae.